GGCAUUGCCUCGACCCAUAACUACUACUACGUGAACGUGAAUUUGGUUCGCAUCGAGCACAAAGCUUAUCUGAAAGAAAUGUAAUUUUGUUUUUUAUUCAUGAAAGUGUAACUCAUCGUUACGGACAAAAUCCAGAUAAAAGUUUUGCCAAGGUUUGUUCAACACGAAAAGAUGGAAGUUGGGGGAGUACUUGUGUACGAAGGCUCAAACUUCUUCAGGCAGCGGCUAACGUUGGCCACCUUGAGCGGUAAAACUGUCAAAAUCAAGAAUAUUAGAACUAGGGGAGAAGAACCAGGCCUCAAUGAAUAUGAAGCAAAUUUCAUACGCCUUUUGGACAAAAUAUGUAAUGGUAGUCAUAUUGAGGUAAAUGAGACUGGAACGUCUGUCCUUUACAAGCCUGGUGUAUUAUUGGGAGGACGCAUAGAGCAUACUUGUUCAAACAAACGUGGAAUUGGAUAUUAUCUUGAACCAGUUUUCAUGUUGGCUCCCUUUUGCAAGACUCCAGUUAACAUAACCUUAACAGGGGUCACAAACAACAAGAUGGACCCAUCUGUAGAUAUGCUCCGUUCGUCAUUAUUACCAGUGGUGAAAAAUUUCUUGGUUGUUGAUGAAGGGCUGAGUUUAAAGAUGGUUCGUAGAGGUUUACCCCCAUUAGGAGAGGGUGUUGUCAACUUAACAUGUCCUGUGAGAAGAACUCUGAAAUCUUUCCAGUGGGUCGAAAGUGGGAAAAUAAAGCGUAUUCGUGGAGUUGCAUAUUCAAGUCGAGUAGCACCCAUUGUGGCAAAUCGUAUGCUUGAUGAAGCAAAGAAGGUGUUUUCAAAUUACCUCACUGAUGUUUAUUUUUAUGUUGACAAUUGCAAGGGGAAAUCACCUGGAUUUGGUUUGUGUGUUGUUGCCGAGACAAACAAAGGGAGCUUUAUGAGUGCAGAAUCCAUGUCAGGAUCUCCCAAUGAAGAUAAGGAUGUCAAACUUCCAGAAGAUGUUGGCCAAGAAGCAGCAUGGAGACUUUUGGAAGAGAUAUACCGGGGAGGUUGUGUUGAUUCAACUUGCCAGCCUCUUGUUCUCUUAUAUAUGGUUCUAACAGCCAAAGAUGUUUCAAAAAUUGUUUUAGGGCCCCUGACUCCUCAUUCGAUGCAUUUCUUGCGACAUCUCCGUGACUUUUUCAAGGUAACAUUCAAAAUAGAACAGCAUGUUGAUAACUCUCUACGGAUCUCAGAUGACGAUGCAGCAGAAGAAUUAAAAAUUGGUUCAAAUAAGCUAUUGCUAACUUGUGUUGGAACUGGAUACACCAAUAUCAGUAAAGGACAGAUUUAAGAAAUUAAUGCAAUUGCUAUAAUUUGUGUAUAUUAUAAUAAAGUCAUAUUCUUAUAA
Macrobrachium nipponense is the source of this 1371-nucleotide messenger RNA. RefSeq names its product RNA 3'-terminal phosphate cyclase-like protein (gene Rtc1). Gene Ontology annotation, biological process: ribosome biogenesis; endonucleolytic cleavage of tricistronic rRNA transcript (SSU-rRNA, 5.8S rRNA, LSU-rRNA). Gene Ontology annotation, cellular component: nucleolus. The transcript has 7 exons. The record is from RefSeq and is a predicted model, not a curated record. Lineage: Eukaryota; Metazoa; Arthropoda; Malacostraca; Decapoda; Palaemonidae. Bases 172 to 1314 code for a protein of 380 amino acids. Gene Ontology annotation, molecular function: RNA endonuclease activity.